AUGAUUGUAGGUAGUGAUCAACCACUAUACGAAGUGAAGUUAGAGCAUACUAGAAGGGAAAGUGACGCCUUGAAUUUUUUAAAAUUAAUUUGGAAUAAGAUUUCCAUAUUUCCUAAUGAUGAGAUUGAACAGAUACUCCAAGGACCACCUUUGGAAAUUGAAAAGGAGAAACAUAAAAGAAUAAUCUAUCCUUCCCGGGUACUUUUUGCUGCUGCAAAAGUGGGUAAUGUGAGAUUCAUUAUCGUGAUUCUUCAGUCAUAUCCAGAUCUAAUAUGGACGGUAGAUGACAAAGGGCUGACUAUAUUUCACAUUGCUGUUAAACAUCGACAAGUAAAUGUCUAUAAUUUGUUAUAUGAGAUUGGCCCAAUCAAAGAGCAAAUAACAACCAUUGAAGACGAAAAUGGGAACAAUAUGUUGCACUUACUUUCGGAGACUAUUGGGCCAAAACAAUUUCAGAAGCUACCGGGAGUCGCUCUACAAAUGCAACAGGAGUUAAUAUGGUUCGAGGAAGUAAAGCAGAUGAUACCUCUUGCUUAUAGACAAAGGAAGAACAAACAAGGUGAAACACCACAUGAAAUAUUCACAAAGUGCCAUGAAAAACUAGUUGUCGAUGGUGAGAAGUGGAUGAAGGAAACAGCACCGCAGUGUAUGGUGGUUGCCGCUCUAGUAGCAACCGUAGUAUUUGCAGCUGCGUUUACACUUCCGGGUGGCUAUGAUCAAGACUCUGGUCUUCCUAUGUUUAUCCAAAAAUUGGCCCUCACGGUUUUUGUGAUAGCAGAUGCCAUUUCAUUAAUAUCAUCUUGUACCUCGAUUCUCUUCAUGCUAUCUUUGUUCAUAAGUCGUUAUUCAGAACAAGAUUUCUUGGAAACGUUGCCCAAAAAGCUGUUUGCCGGUCUUGGAGCACUCUUUCUCUCUGUUGCGGCCAUGAUGAUUGCAUAUUGUGCAAGCUUCUUCCUACUUUAUAAUAAAAAUUUUAAAUGGGUACCAAUCCUGAUCACAUCAUUUUCAUUCCUCGUAGUCGAAGUUGUUGCCUUUAUGCAAAUGCAACUUCAACUUGAUGUAUUUCUGCUGACAUAUAGCUCAAGAUACCUCUUUAAGCCCACGAAACGUAAGCUAUACUUUUGAAAUCACUGUAAUAUCUUCUUCAAUGAUGUGCAAUUUAC
Messenger RNA from Lactuca saligna, 1163 nucleotides. NCBI's taxonomy places the organism in Eukaryota, Viridiplantae, Streptophyta, Magnoliopsida, Asterales, Asteraceae. The record is from the annotation of a GenBank genome assembly.